AUGGGCGAUGCGAGGGAGUACACGGAGCUCUCCGAGCAGAAGACGGAGCCUUUCUCGCAGGGCGAACUCCAGGCCCGGUUGCAACGGUCCCGUAUGGAAGAGCUCAGUGCUAUGAACAGCACAGUGCCGCUGGAUAAGCUGGUGGUCCCGCUGGACAAGGACAUUCGCAUUCUACUGAGACCGCUUGCGGGCAGCCGAGCUGUGAGCCCUGGUGAGCAAGACAACUGCAAGUUACUUGCAUUUCACGCCGCGGAUGCCGAAGAGGACGAGCCGCCGCACAAGGUUCUAGCCGUGACACAACGAGACCGGGACAUCCGAUUUACCGUGAGAAUUCCCGACAUUCUCCCUAAUCUCGCCUUGCAGUGUGAGCUGUACUAUGACCCUGCCAGCGACAACCAGAUCUUCAUCAACCGCUCGAACCAGCCUGUCACGGUGUCCAGGAUAUCCCAAGAGCCCAGAGACAACCAAGGAGAUCAGUACGAAGUGAACCCGCGUGAUUUCAAGGCCCUUGCUCCAGGAACAUGGCGCGUCCACAUGGGUGGAAACAAGGCACUGGAUUUUCGAAUCCUAGAAAAGCGGCCAAUGCUGCUACGUGGGCCUUCAAGUUUCUCGUCUGACCUGUCUGAUGGGGUGAAUUCCGCGGGCAAGAGAUCUUUUGUGGCCGACGCGGACGAUGCCCUCAGCCCUGAAAAGAGGCGACGGGCUCAUGACAGCGCCCAGGAGAAGAACGACGACAGCUACAUCAUGAUCCUUCCUGCUUCAAAGAACCAGCUCACUCUCCCACGGCCCUCGGCAGAGAAGGGGAAGGAGCUUUCAGUGUCAAGUGGCCACCCCCUUCUGGAUAUGCAAUCCGAAGAGACGGUCGAGGUUCCGCCAAGGACACAGGUCGUCGGGUAUACGCUCACGAAAAAGGAGCAAAUUGCAUCGACGAGCUUGUCAAGCGUUUUCACGGCCGACUACUCCGAGGUCCCCUCGGGCGUGAUCGUCGUCAAGGUCCUCAAGACCCGAUCUCCGCUUACGGCCAACAAUGAGGCCGCUGAGGCUAAGGACGUGAUUCGUCAGGCUGAUAUCUGGCUGCGCGAAUUCCAGAGCCAAGGAAAUCUUGAGCACAAGAGCAUUGUGCGCUUGUACGGCGGCGACGCCAGGUUUCUUUCGUUGUACAUGGAGCAUGUCGAUGGUCGAGAUUUGUCCUCCAGGAGCAUGUGGCGGACUCCGGGAACGGAUCUGUUCAGCGGCGACCGCACUGACGCCUCGCACAUUUUGCGCGACAUCGCGAGCGCCCUGCACUACGUCCACGGGAAGGGUCUGGUGCACAACGACAUCAAACCGGGCAAUAUCCUGUACAGCCGCGAGCGCGGAGCCGUACUGUGUGACUUUGGCCUAUCAUCUCAUCAAUCCAGAGAUACAGCCUCGAUCGGUGGUACCCCGUGGUAUGUGCCGCCCGAAUUCAUCGGCCGGAAGCAGCGCGGUCCACCAAGUGACGUUUGGGCUCUAGGGGUCACGAUGCUAUACGUCCUGGGCAAGAUCUCGUGGCCGGAUGCGAGGGCGCAUAAGAACCACCCACGGCACCUACACUGGGUGAUUGCCAAGGUCAACUCGAGGGACCAAGACCCAUCCAACCGCAUGAGAGAGUGGCUGAAGGAGGUGAACGCAGCACGCAGCGGGCUCGAUUUACGCGAUAAGCUUGAGCGCCUAGUAUACGAAAUGCUGGCACCUAAUCCGCAAUCCAGAGUGACGACCAAAGACAUUGUCAACCAGAUGUUUGCCGAAGCAGCGCUGGACACAUGA
Molecule: messenger RNA, 1788 nt
Organism: Canariomyces notabilis
Lineage: Eukaryota; Fungi; Ascomycota; Sordariomycetes; Sordariales; Chaetomiaceae
Product: kinase-like protein
Exons: 1
Coding region: 1-1788 (595 amino acids)
Biological process (GO): autophagosome assembly; protein autophosphorylation; regulation of autophagy
Cellular component (GO): cytoplasm; cytosol; autophagosome
Molecular function (GO): ATP binding; protein serine/threonine kinase activity
Source: RefSeq, a predicted model, not a curated record